Molecule: messenger RNA, 1617 nt
Organism: Polyodon spathula (Mississippi paddlefish)
Lineage: Eukaryota; Metazoa; Chordata; Actinopteri; Acipenseriformes; Polyodontidae
Product: homeobox-containing protein 1
Exons: 6
Coding region: 214-804 (196 amino acids)
Cellular component (GO): nucleus
Molecular function (GO): double-stranded telomeric DNA binding
Source: RefSeq, a predicted model, not a curated record
UUGAAGGUUCCAAUUCAAUUUAAAAAAAUAGUCAUAGUGAGUUGCACUUUCUUCAACGAUUUAGACAUAAUCAGAAAGACAUAAUUGUCUUUCACGCUACUUGAUUUAUCCUUGCUUGUAGGUAUCAGCCAGAGCCGUAUCUCCCACUGGCUGCUGCAGCAGGGCUCUGACUUGAGUGAACAGAAGAAGAGGGCUUUUUACAGGUGGUACCAGAUGGAGAGGACCAGCCCUGGCGCCACCCUGAAUAUGCGUCCUGCCCCCAUUGCAGUGGAGGACCCCGAGUGGAGACAGACUCCACCCCUGGUUAGCUCCACUCCGGGCAGCUUCCGGCUGCGUAGGGGCAGCCGCUUCACCUGGAGGAAGGAGUGCCUGGCUGUGAUGGAGAGCUAUUUCAAUGAGAACCAGUACCCUGAUGAAGCUAAAAGAGAAGAGAUAGCCAAUGCCUGCAAUGCUGUGAUUCAGAAGCCAGGGAAAAAGCUAUCAGACUUGGAAAGAGUCACCUCCCUGAAGGUCUACAACUGGUUUGCAAACCGACGGAAGGAAAUCAAGAGAAGAGCUAAUAUUGAAGCAACAAUCCUGGAGAGCCAUGGGAUUGAUGUGCAGAGUCCAGGAGGACACUCAAAUAGUGACGACAUUGAUGGCAAUGAUUACUCCGAACAGGAUGACAGCACCAGCCACAGUGACCACCAGGAUCCUAUCUCUCUAGCUGUGGAAAUGGCUGCUGUAAAUCACACCAUAUUAGCGCUGGCGAGACAAGGCGGGGCCGGGCAGAUCAAGACAGAGGUGCUGGAUGAUGACGACUGAGAUUCUCAUAUGAGGAAUUUGGGGGGGGGGGGGGGGGGGGAGUUAAAGAGUAUAUGGUGACCAAAACAAUUCUCGUUUAGCACCUUUGCAGAUCAGCUCUGUCCUGAAUUUCUCUAAUCCCGUUUCAGCAAAGUAAUGUUUGUAACAUGAAUGUAUAUGCUUGUCCAUUUAAAAGAGAACAACUAAAAAAAAAGGCCAGCCUACUUACCUCCCUUGGCACGGUGCCAUUUACCUUGGGUUUCAUAUGCCUAGCAUUACAAAUAAAGGACUCCAACCCUCUCCUUUAAGUAGUACAAUUCAAACAGACUGUCUCAGUUAUAAGGGAUUCUAAUGUCCUUGCAUUUGAUGUAAGUAUGCUUCCUUUAGUCUUUGUUUCUCUGUUUCUAAUUUAUCUGCCUAGUGAUAUGGAACACACACAGUACAGCCCAGGGUCAUGAGCCCAUUUGUAGAUCCCAACUCCUCCCAAGACUACAUACACUAACACUUAUACAGUGUUAAAAAGGAAGGUAAAACCAUAGAAAUAUACAGUCAAAUAAAUUGGCUAAAGCCUUCGGCCUUGUCAGAACUGAAACAAUGUGCCAAAACAUUAUAUAGUGUGUUUUUUUUUCAGUAUUUAAAUUAAGUGCAGCAGGCCUGGAAGGUAAACACUGCAGGCUAGUGGCUUUACCCCUGCUUCCUAUCAAAACUGAGAAAGGUCUUGGGAUCUGUUGAUUUACAGUGUUUCCACUUCUACAGGAAAAAACCUGUAUUUACAGUGUACAAAAAAACAUUUGAUGUGUUUUUGUUCGUAAUCGAAAACAUGGAAACUAUUGU